CAGUCAUUUUCACCCCCGUCAAUAUGUGACACUGUGUGAAAUCUGCUCCGCUUAAAUUUGACGAAAUUGGGCAAAUUUUCCAUUUUCCAGCUGAAAAUUGUUGCAUUUCCCAUCAAGGAAGUUUCCUUCUACAGUUUUGUGGUAUUUUCUCGGGUGAUAGUGCGUUUUUUUCGAAGAAAACACGAAUUUUCAACUAGGCCUUCACCUGACGUUUGCUGUCAGGUUAGGCGUCGCGCACCAAUACGCAUGCAAGCCGGGAACUGUUGAUAAGUGAGUGCAAAUUAGGAGUUUUCGGACCAUUUCUAGACUUUAUUGAACUUUCUGCCGAUACUAAUGGAAUGGAUGGGAUGCUGCAAUUCAACGUGCCUUUGAUUCAAUGGAAUUGAAGCCCAGAAUGGCCUAAUCGAGCUCACCAGUGGCGCAGUUCUUAGUUGAUCAGUCAGUUAACGAGAGGGCGGCCCUCAUUCAAGACAUGUGACAGAAAGACAGGCGAACGUCAGCCUGGAGCAGCCCCUGAGGGACCCCCUGCAAAUAUGUCGCCUUCAAGCUCCCUCCUGCAGCUCAGAACGUUAAUAAUGGUGCUGUUCGUAGGGGCGGUGGGUGCCAACCAAGAGUCGCCCCUGCUCGAAGAAACGGCCAUCAGUGCAUCGACCCCAAAGCCCACACCAGCCGAACCGGAUGAGAAUCUGCUCCUCAACACCGAUCUGCCCAUUUUCCUCGCCGAGCCUCAAAACUCCUUUGUGGUGAAGAAUCGCGCCGCCACCCUACACUGUCGUGCCGCUCAUUCGCUUCGCCUCUACUUCAAGUGCAAUGGAGCUCGCAAAGUCGACACUCAGGACUUUCAUUUCGUCGAUCCUCAAACGGGCGUGCGGAUCAUGGAGGCGGAGGCCAAUGUCACCAGGGACAUGGUGGAGGAGUUCUUCGGCAAGGAGAAGUUCAAGUGCGAGUGUUUCGCCUGGAAUGGCAAGGGCAGCAUCAAGAGUCAACCGGCCACUGUGGAAGUUGCAUAUUUGAAAAAACAGUUCGAAAUCAACCCAGAAGCAGUGGUGAAGGUGGAGUUGGGUCAUCAUGCAGAGCUCAAAUGCAUUGCUCCUCAAGGGAUGCCGCCGCCCAGAGUUUAUUGGCUACGUGGAACCCAAAUGCUCCAAUCAGAUAGCUCGGUUUUGGUCACCACUGAGGGUCACCUGCUGAUUAGUGAGGCGCGGGCGCAGGAUACUGGCAACUACACCUGCGUAGCCGAAAAUAUCGCUGCUAAAAGAACAGCGCCCUCAUCCCAAGUGGUGGUUUUCGUAAAUGGUGGUUGGUCGGCUUGGGGCCCCUGGACAGACUGUCGUUGUUCGGGCGACGUCUUGGCCACUGGAAAAAUGAGCACGAGAUCCUGCAACAAUCCGGCACCCAGCAACGGUGGACUGUCCUGCCAUGGAUCGAGUGUGAAGCGGACAAAAGACUGCAUCCCAUGUCCACAAGUGGAGCCUCCCCAUUGGUCCAGCUGGUCUGAUUGGUCAGACUGCAACGAGGACUGCAUCAAAGUGCGAAAGCGACAGUGCAUCCCUGGAACGGGUGGGACGAAGAAAAGCUGCUCCGGCAAGGAUAUCCAGACGAAUCCGUGUGCUUCCAAUGUGUGCAGAUCCAUGGAGCUCACCCGAGUAACUGAAGACUACCAUCCAGAAUUUUUUCCCGAACAGGACAAGAAGUCCCUGACGCUGCAGCCCGACCUGACGCAGACGGUGGCAGCCUGCUACGAAUACCCCUACACAACCCCGGCCACCUCCGUCACCAGAUCGGUGUCGGAACACCAUUAUGACGUGCCCCAUCUGGCGUCUGCGUCCGAUAUUCAAAUGUCGCCGGCCACCAGUUCCACUCUGGAAUCAUCUAGCGGCAAGCGGAGCCAGAUGAGUGGCUCUACGAACAAUUCUGAUUCCACUUACGACGUGGCUACUGAGCAAGUGACGCUGCCGCUCUCGGCGCUGCCUGCUGCUUACGCAGUCACGCCCACCACCAGCGGCAACUACAGCAGCGCCGCCGUCACCCACGCGGGCGCCUUUUUGAACCUGCCGGAAUCGGGCGUCAAUCUUCUGGUACCGGAGGGUGCCGUUUCGCGAAGUCGCAAGCAGGAAAUCUUCCUGUCCAUCCUCAACGAAGACUGUUUCCGGCCGAAGUUGGCCGAGCACCUGACGCAGCUCAGCCCAGUGGUGUCCUGCGGGCCCAACGUGUCCCUGAACAAGGCCGUAGUGCUGAAGCUGCCCCACUGUGCCGAGCUGACUCGCAACAGCUGGUCGAUCUCCAUACUGCAAAGCGACUGCAGCGACUCCCAGUGGCAAAACGCCGUCACUCUGGGCCAGGAGACCAUCAACACGAACGUGUUUUGCCAGUUUGACGCCGACUCGGCCUACUUGGUGACUGAAUGUUUGUCCAGAUUUGUGAUGGUGGGCAAGUCGACCAAUGGCAGCGCCAUCAAAAGACUGAAACUGGCGGUGUUCGCCCCCAAGCUCUGCUUCCAGACCACCAUCGACUACUGCGUGCGAGUGUAUAUAUUGGAGGACACGGAAAGCUCCAUGGAGACGGUCUUCGGACAGGAGAAGCGUCUAGGGGGGUACUUGCUGGACGAGCCGCGAUCCGUGGCCUUCCAGGACGGCGGCAACGCGCUCUGCCUCAACUUGGAGGCGAUCAGUGAGGGCUGGCAAGCCAAGCCCGGCUCCCACUACCAAGAGGUCCCAUUCGCCCACGUUUGGCAGGCGAACAGCAACAGUCUGCACUGCAGCUUCACCUUGGAGUCCUACGAGGUGAGCAGGCAGUUGAGCUUCAAGCUGCGCGUCAACCAGAAGGGCUUCGACUAUCAGCAGCUGUUCGACAUUGCCUGCAAGGAUGAUGCGACCGAUAGCAAAACCAGCACUUCGGCCAAGUUCAGCAGCAGCGAUCUGCUGCCAAAAGUGGCCAUCCACAGCGAGACCAGCCGGUCCAACGACUCGAAAAAAAGUGCCAAAAGCCUGAUAGUGACCGAUCGGGGCGUGUCCACCUGUGACGACUUCAAUUUUAGACUGAGCAAGCAAAUUAGGAAACAAUUGUGUCACUGUUUGGACCCGCCCACUCAGCGGGGCAACGACUGGCGCAUGUUGGCGCACGCCCUUAAUGUGGACAGGUACAUAAACUUUUUCGCUACCAAACCGUCACCGGCCGAUUGUAUUUUCGAUCUGUGGGAGGCGCGUAAUCGAACCAGCAACGCCCUCACCGAACUGAAACAGAUUUUCACGGAAAUGGAACGGUACGAUGCGGUCAGUGUGUUGGAUAAUUGUUUGGGGCCCAAUUGGUUGUAAUUUUGUUGUUGGACUGUUGGUUCUGUCGGCGCCAGGUCUGCCUGUGCAGGAGGAGCCGCUUGCUGGCCCCUACACGCGCAAACUUGGCCCCUAUCUGAAAUGUCUAUGUAUUAUUUUUUGUUUGUUAAGUACGGAAGUGACUGGUGAAAGGCGUUUCAGCAAGCGAAACAGGUAAAGGAGUGAAAAUGCAUUUUGUCGCCAGCUGAAGAAAGCGGGCGAACGCGCGGAGAGUGCAGGUGGGAAUCAGCCUUUAGUCGCAAGUGCUGCGCGCAAGACGCACGUUCACAGAAAAAAUGUCUGCGUACGUCCUAAACAAUAUGCUUAGGUUCGAAACCACAUAACGUAGUUCUCAACGCCAAAUUUACUGUUAAAUUGUCUUAGUAUUUGUUGUCGACUUCUUUUGCUUCACUUCGCAAACUCGCGCGAACACAGACGAGCCAUCCAGGCGGAUUUUCACGACAUUAGGUCUGGGUAACUCAAAUUUUUUGCAGUAGGCGCAGUGCUGUGCAACUGGCUUUUUGCGCCAACUCAACGCACCGGCGCAGUAACUCAGUUCCG
Molecule: messenger RNA, 3872 nt
Organism: Dendroctonus ponderosae (mountain pine beetle)
Lineage: Eukaryota; Metazoa; Arthropoda; Insecta; Coleoptera; Curculionidae
Product: netrin receptor UNC5C
Biological process (GO): netrin-activated signaling pathway; motor neuron axon guidance
Cellular component (GO): membrane
Molecular function (GO): protein binding; netrin receptor activity
Source: RefSeq, a predicted model, not a curated record